Messenger RNA from Sordaria macrospora k-hell, 1488 nucleotides. RefSeq lists its product as uncharacterized. The record is from RefSeq and is a predicted model, not a curated record. NCBI's taxonomy places the organism in Eukaryota, Fungi, Ascomycota, Sordariomycetes, Sordariales, Sordariaceae.
AUGGCCCCCAAGUCCGCCGAAAGGUCGUCCAAGUCUGUCGAAUCCGCCGAGUCCACUACAGAAACUACCGACAAACAUUUUAUCAGGGAGGCACUCAAUCACAUGCCUCUACCCAACGAAAAAGACCUACCUCAGUACUCCGUCUCACACUACGAAGUGCGGGACUAUUCACACAUGUUCGAAGACGGAACGACCAUCGUCAUUGAAAAACGUCCCAGUGGCGGUACCUUGAGUCUCUGGGACUACAUACGACUUUUGGAGCAGUCGGAGGACCUCGAGCCAAGAUCCCCCCUUAGGUAUGAUAUUGGAAACUGGCUCGGGCAUUUUCAUAAUUGGGGCUCGCAAGAACAGGUAGUUGAGAAACUACAGGGUAUUGUUCGAAACCAAGAGCUCACCAACGACCAUUGCGAGAUCAUCUCCGCGGAGUUAAACAUGGCCGUCUUUGAGGCGCUAAACAGACCCACUCACCAGCUUCCGAAACACGCUCAUAAAACUUUUGAAGAAGCCCUUGGAUUGAUAAAGAAAAACUAUGCCGUCCACGAAACGCAACAAUCUUUUCAGAUUCUCAACGGAAAGUUUGACUUGCACAGCCUCCAUGUUAUGGACUCCCCAUUGACUCAGCUAGACGACCCAAAGCAGUCUCCAUCUGUUUACGUUUCCGAGUGGCGUGGGUGUCAUGAAGGGCAUCCGGCGUUUGACCUCGGUCCGUUUAUGGCUGACCUGGUUGUACUCUUCAGACAGAACAACCCAAUCGCGGGUGAUGUGGCCCGGGGAUUCGUUAACGGAUAUUUUGACAAAGUCAGGGAAAACAGGGACCCGGGAAACAAGUUCAUAUUCUAUGUUCUGGUACAUAUUGGCGUUUACAUCAUCAUACGAUGCCGUGGCUUUACUCAGAAAAUGAAUGAUUACAGUACCGGCAAAGACAAGAAUAUCGGCGAGAACAAGAAUACUACCAAUGAUGAGAACACUACCAAGGACGAGAACAACGGCAAAGUCAAGAACAAGGGCAAAGGCAAGGAAAUUGUCGAAGUCAAGGAAAUUUUCGGGGAGAAGAACAUUGUCGAAGAGAAGAAGAUUGACAAAGGCGAGGACACUGGCAAAUAUGGGACCAGCGGCAAAGACAAUGCUGCCAAGGACCAGAACAACGGCAGGCAAAAUGGAAACAGCAUCAUCGACGGCGAUGGCAUCAAGCAGAACGGCAAUCGCAACGGUACUCCAGCUGACAAUGACAACAACGACCCCAAGCACACAACGAACGGUACCAAUGGGUAUCGAGAAACACUCAAAUACGGAUUCUUGAUUGUGCAGCAUGCGCUGAGUGAGGAUAGCGAAUGGUUUAUGGAUAAACCUCUGCUAUGUCAUCUUUUUGGACUAUCUUCUGCCUCUUCUUCUAAAGUUCGUUAUGGCCCUGACAGGUGGGCGUUAGCCAACAAAUUAUCCAGGGUAGAGAAGAGCGGAGAAUCAUCAAACAGUAACGCGAGGUGGUAA